This is a messenger RNA of Carassius carassius (crucian carp), 1581 nucleotides long. Its product is annotated as growth hormone-releasing hormone receptor-like. NCBI's taxonomy places the organism in Eukaryota, Metazoa, Chordata, Actinopteri, Cypriniformes, Cyprinidae. Gene Ontology annotation, biological process: cell surface receptor signaling pathway; positive regulation of cell population proliferation; adenylate cyclase-activating G protein-coupled receptor signaling pathway. Gene Ontology annotation, cellular component: plasma membrane. The record is from RefSeq and is a predicted model, not a curated record. Gene Ontology annotation, molecular function: growth hormone-releasing hormone receptor activity; peptide hormone binding; growth factor binding. Bases 13 to 1251 code for a protein of 412 amino acids. The transcript has 13 exons.
ACGACUGGAGACAUGCGCUCGUGGGCUCGCGGGAUCCUGUGGUUGUCAUCUUUUACAACUGUGUUGUCUAGUUUGCAUCCUGAGUGUGAGUAUAUCUUUCAGCUGGCAAGAGAUGAGCAGCGGUGUCUCAGAGAGAUCACAGAUCUUGGAAACCUCAGCAGCUCUUCAGGUUGUCUGCCAGUAUGGGAUGCUGUAGUGUGUUGGCCCAAAGCUGCAGUGGGUGAGACGGUCCACUUGCUCUGUCCUGCUGUUUUCUCUCUCUUCAAGAACAACACAGGUAUAGUGAGUCGUAACUGCACGGCUGGCGGCUGGUCCCAUCCGUUCCCUCCUUACCAUGAGGCCUGCAUUGUUGAGGAUGAAAUCCCCGAGGAGUCGUAUUUUUUCACUGUGAAACUGAUCUACACUGUUGGUUACGGAGCAUCACUGCUGUCGCUCUCUGUUGCCGUGGUAAUACUGCUGCUCUUCAGGCGAUUACACUGCGCUCGAAACUACAUCCACAUGCAGCUGUUUUUCACCUUCAUCCUGAAAUCGGUGGCUGUGUUUGUCAAAGAUGCUAUGCUGUUCUCCAGUGACGAUACGGAUCACUGCACACUCUCCACAGCAGCCUGUAAGGCGUCGGUGGUGUUUUGUCAUUAUUGCGUCAUGACUAAUUUCUUCUGGUUGCUGGUUGAAGCCGUGUAUCUGAACUCUCUGCUGGUCUCAGACUUCCCGCGCAGCCGCCGCUGUCUCUGGAGUUUCGCUCUGCUGGGCUGGGGCUUUCCACUGGUUUGCAUUGUCUUCUGGAUCUGCUCCAGACUGUAUUUUGAGGACACAGAGUGCUGGGACAUAAAUGAAGACUCUCCUUAUUGGUGGAUCAUCAAGGGUCCCAUUGUAGUUUCCAUAGGGAUGAACUUCCUUCUCUUCAUGAACAUUAUCAGGAUUCUGGUGCAGAAACUGAACCCUCGCUUGAUCCAAUUCAACAAUUCAGCUCAGUACAGGCGACUGACCAAGUCCACCCUCCUCCUCAUCCCUCUCUUCGGCACUCAUUACAUGGUCUUCAACUUCCUUCCAGACCAGUUCAACGUGAGCCUGCGGCUUUGCAUCGAGCUGUGUCUGGGCUCCUUCCAGGGCCUCAUUGUGGCAGUUCUCUACUGUUUCCUGAACCAGGAGGUUCAGAAAGAAAUACGCUUGCGUUGGAUGCGAUAUCAAGAGGGGAGUUACAUUGUCGUCCCUGUUGGAGCCAAAGGAAGUCAGAUGGACACUCCAUUCUAGAGUCAUUAAAACUCACCGGUGCCUCUAAUAUACAGACCUCGACACCUCCAGAAAACACGAACAUCUGAAUCCAACAGUUUUAUUAAAUACAGAUUGUAUUGCUCAGUCGAUAUGACAACAAAUGGCUUAAACAGACAAAAUAUAUAGUAUUUGGGCUGCAGUAUAUCUGUGCAUUAACACACUUAACAGAGUUCAUUAGAGAGCAUGGUAAAAAUGUGGAAUUCAUCAGAACAAAACUGCUGCUUUUGGGGGGAUUCUUGGUGGGUUUAAUCAAAGUAUGUACAUGUAUAGAGAAAAGCCUAUCAAAAUAUACUUCUGCUGCCCUUCAAA